Messenger RNA from Oryzias melastigma (Indian medaka), 2190 nucleotides. Its product is annotated as mitochondrial poly(A) polymerase. The transcript has 9 exons. Lineage: Eukaryota; Metazoa; Chordata; Actinopteri; Beloniformes; Adrianichthyidae. The coding region runs from base 75 to 1802 and encodes 575 amino acids. The record is from RefSeq and is a predicted model, not a curated record. Gene Ontology annotation, molecular function: poly(A) RNA polymerase activity. Gene Ontology annotation, cellular component: mitochondrion.
UGUGUUUUCUGGGUUCUCUCGCUCGCCGUAGACGAGCCUUUGCGCAUGCGCCUUCCAGCCUCGCUCCAGAGGCCAUGGCGUCCUCCUUGCCCGUGUGCAGGUUAUCUGUUUGGGGCAGAGCCAGCCUGUUGCGAUGCUCACGGAGGGCCGAUACGAUUAUCCACAGACGAGUUGAAACUAACACUACUGCUGCGCGGACGGAGUCAACUCGAAGAGACGAAAACGCUCUGUCAGAAGAAACGAAUGGACGUAGGUGUUUGCACACUCUCCUGGUGGAGCGACAGGAGCAGGCAGAGCGCUCCGUCCUCAUCAGCUGCCAGUCCGGGGUCAGCGAGAAGAGGUUCCUCAAGUUUCUAUCAAAACACGGCGACAUUAAGAAAUACUUCUUUUAUGAAAGUUAUGGUUUUAAUGCUGUUGUAGAGUUUGCCAGCCGGGACGGCGUUGCCUCUUUGCUGGAGACGGCCACCAUCCCCGCGGUCAACCACGAAUCCCUGGUGCCUUUCAAAUCCAGACUGCUGUCUCUCAGAAACCUCAGCUCUGGGGACUCGAACCCUCCGCCGGGACUUCAGUGCCAGCCUCAGAGCACGGUUCCCAUCAAUGAGCUCAUCCAGAGGCUGUCCAAAGAGGAGAGUAUAGACCAGCAGAUCAUCUCCCUGACUGAAGAGUAUCAGAUCACAGAUGAGAACAGCCGGCUGCGUUUCCUCGUCUGCUCUUUGCUCAAGGACGUUGCUGCUGCUUAUUUCCCAGAAUGCACCAUCAAACCGUUUGGCUCGUCAGUGAACGGGUUUGGAAAGCUCGGCUGCGACCUGGACAUGUUCCUGGACCUGGACAGCAUCAGCGGCUUGAACGUGAAGAUGCCUAAAUCGGGGUUUUUCAUGGAGUACCGGAUGAAGCGCGCCAACUCUGAGCGGGCUGUCACCCAGAGCGUCCUGUCUGUCAUCGGGGAGUGCUUGGACCACUUUGGGCCUGGGUGUGUCGGGGUGCAGAAGAUCUUGAACGCUCGCUGUCCUCUGCUGCGUUUCGUUCACCAGCCGUCAGGCUUCCAGUGUGACCUCACAGCCAACAACAGGGUGGCGAUGAAGAGCACAGAGCUGCUGUACUUGUAUGGAGAGCUAGACCCUCGAGUGCGCCACCUGGUGUUCACUGUUCGCUGCUGGGCCAGGGCUCACGGCAUCACCAGCAGCAUCCCCGGCGCCUGGAUCUCCAACUUCUCCCUCACCGUCAUGGUGCUGUUCUUCCUGCAGAAGAGGAACCCCCCCAUCAUCCCCACACUGGACCACCUACGGGAGCUCGCAGGUCCCGCAGACAAGAGCGUGAUUGAGGGCAACGACUGCACGUUUGUCAGCGACUUCACCAAGAUCCAGCUCCGGAGGAACACGGAGAGUCUGGAGCUCCUGCUGAACGAGUUCUUCGAGUUCUACGCCACCUUUCCUUUCAGCAGGAUGUCCGUGAACAUCAGGAAGGGCAAAGAGCAGAACAAACCCGAAGUGGCUCCGCUGCACAUCCAGAACCCGUUCGAGACGGCGCUGAACGUCAGCAAGAACGUCAACGCCACCCAGCUGGAGCGCUUUGUGGCGCUGUGUCAGGAAAGCUCCUGGCUGCUCCAGCAGAGCGAAACCAACGCACCCAAAAGGGACGGGGCUGGUGGCGCUUUCACCCCGUGGGGGCUGUCCACCUUGCUUCUGCCCUCACAGGUCACUGGCAUCAAAACUCGCAAGAGGAGGAAGCGGGAGCCGGCCAGCGAGAGGAUCAAGAGUUUGUUGGAGUCCUUGAAGAAUCAAAGCCAGAGGAAGUCCAGCUGAGAACUCAGAAACCCAGAGCUUCCUCUCGGCUCCUUCACAGCAGCUCUGUAGCUCUACACUUCAUCACAUGGACACUUGAGGGUGCCAGCGACGCCUUUAUAUUCCUGUGCUGCUACAGCUGAAUCUGCAGCGGCCCUCCUCUGUUAUUAUUCAGUGAAGUCUCCGGGAUGAUUCUGGUUUAGUUUUUUAAAUUUAAAACACAAAAUGCUCUCAGCAUCAGAACACAAACAGAUGUUUACACCCGGAUUCAGAUCUUCAUGUUCGAAAAACAAGAUUUACUGACUGUAAACACUCGUUAUGGAGCUUUAAAAAACAAAGGAUCCACAAAAUCUAUUUGUGUUUGGGUGUAAAAAGUUUUUUAAAUAAAAUUUAAGACUAAACAUCUGAA